AUGACACCCUCACCAUCCUCAGCCACCUCACCGCCCUCACUGCCCUCACCGCCCUCAUCUACAGCCCCCAAACCUCCCCUCAAGCGGUUGACGCGCGACCAGCGUCGAGACAUCCUACUGCUGCGCAAGUUAGGGCAUACAUACGAAUACAUAGCGACUUUCCUCAAAGUGUCUCCGCGCGCAGUGCAGUACACGUGUCAGAAACAAGACGCCACGCCGCAGCAUUCGCGAGCAGGUCGACGGCCGAAACUGACCAAGGAAGACGGCGAUCGACUGGAGGAAUUCGUCAAAGAUGCUGCGAACAAUAAAAUGAGCUAUGCGCAGGUCGCAAGGGCGCUUUGGCCCGAGGGCGGAGUCGGCGAAGAGGCCGUCAAGCAUGCGCUUUAUCAGAGGGGAUAUCGACGUCGUCCUCCUGCUGCGUCGUCGUCGGCUGGGAAAGACGGGGCAGUUAAGAAGAUCAAGAAAAACAAGGACACCUCGACGCCUGUCCAGAACGAGAAUGCAUAG
Xylona heveae TC161 is the source of this 507-nucleotide messenger RNA. RefSeq lists its product as hypothetical. The transcript has a single exon. The coding region runs from base 1 to 507 and encodes 168 amino acids. NCBI's taxonomy places the organism in Eukaryota, Fungi, Ascomycota, Xylonomycetes, Xylonales, Xylonaceae. The record is from RefSeq and is a predicted model, not a curated record.